Molecule: messenger RNA, 2717 nt
Organism: Lineus longissimus
Lineage: Eukaryota; Metazoa; Nemertea; Pilidiophora; Heteronemertea; Lineidae
Exons: 6
Coding region: 123-2255 (710 amino acids)
Source: RefSeq, a predicted model, not a curated record
CCCAUGGCUGUAAACAAAAACGUGAUUGUUGCCAACCAGACGCUGAAAGACGAUCGCUGAUUGGUCAAAAUCACGCCGCGCAUGCGCUGUUUACAUAUCGAGCCUUAUUUCCGUUCUAAGCCAUGGAGUCUGAAAUAGCCACUUUGCUCAAUUUAAACGCCAAUGAUCGCGAUAAUCUAUCGAAUUUAGUCGGGGAAUUCUUUGGAGAGUCUUGGAUAGAUGACCAAGAAGACGUACAAAGCGAUUUGGAUGAUGGAGAGGAGUCAGAUGAGGAUGAAUUUGACCAGACUUCUGGGACCUUCGAUUCGGUCAUGAAUAGCCAAGCUGCUGCAGAGUACAAAGAGUGCAAUGCUGGCGAUUUUGGCCAGGCUGAGUGGGAAAAGUCAUCUAAGUUCAGUUGUACUUGCAAGUAUAAUGAUGGCCAGCCUUGUCAUCAACGGUUCACAGCCCAAGAUAAGGCGCAUAGGAGAAUGGCCAUGAUGCAGCUGACACCAAGGGAGCAAAUGCUCGUUCUUUUAGGGAAGCUAUCGUGUGGAAUAAACUCCUCGGAGAUGACUGCUAAAAGCAGGAGAAAGGAGCAGACUCCACGGAAGUUGAAUCAGAAGACAACCUUCUGGCUUGAGGGACAGCAGAUUUGUCGAGAUACAUUCAUGUUUUUGCAUGUGAUUGGAAGCCCUAAACGUCUGACUGAUCUUCUCCACCAUUACACCGAAAAUGGACUUGAGCCCAAGGAAAAGAAAUCAGGAGGGAGGAAGUCGAACACCAAGUCAUUUACCUUUGAUGACACGCAGAGGGCUGUGCGCUUCCUGACUAAUUAUUCUGAGGAGAAUGCCCUUGUUCUCCCUGGUCGGGUCCCUGGGUUUAAGAGGGAAGACAUACAGUUGUUGCCUUCAUCCCAUACAAAGAUUUCAGUGUACAACUGCUACAAGGAAUCUUUAAAAGAUACAGGUCAUCGACUCAUGGGCAACAGCACGUUUAUGGACAUUUGGAAACAACUCUGUCCAUUCAUUGUUAGCGCCAAGCCGAUGUCAGAUUUGUGUUGGACCUGCCAAAACAACAACACUUUGAUCUAUCGGAGUGCCAACCUGACUGAUGAGGCGAAGAACGAACGGAUCAAAAGCCAGGAAGAACACCUCUUUCUGGUUCAGCGCGAAAGAUCGUUGUACAACUCCCUUACAAAAGAGGCCAAGAACGUUUGCAAGGCGAAUGACAUUGUUGACUUGGGACCCAAUCCACCAUGCAGCAGGGAAACAUCGAUGCACUACUCCUUUGAUUUUGCCCAGCAGGUUCAUCUGCCGAGUAACCCCAUGCAGCCUGGUCCCAUUUACUUCCUCGUUCCACGCAAAGUUGGAAUAUUUGGGAUCUGCUGUGAGGGGCUUCCUCGACAGGUGAACUUCCUGAUUGAUGAGGCCCACCUGAUCAGCAAAGGUUCAAAUGCUGUCAUAUCCUACUUGGAUUAUUUCUUCAAUAACUAUGGCCUUGGAGAGACUGAUGUUGACCUCCACUGUGACAAUUGCUCGGGACAAAAUAAAAACCGAUAUGUUUUGUGGUACUGUGCAUGGCGAGUUGCCAAGGGCCUUCACAGAUCGAUUUCGCUGCACUUCCUCAUUGCGGGGCACACAAAGUUCGCCCCAGACUGGUGCUUCGGGCUCGUGAAAAGGGCAUUCAAGCGCACUGUGGUACCGUCUCUCAGCGUAUUGGAGGAUGUAGUCAACACGUGCUCUACUCCCAACGUUGCGAAGGUGAUCGGCCGAGAAGAUGGGACAAGAGAAGUUCCGGUUUGUAACUGGCAGGACUUCUCUACUGGUUCAUGCAAGCCUGUGCCUGGAAUCAAAAAGUAUCAACACUUUAGGUUCGAUUCACAGCAUCCAGGGGUGGUAUUUGUGAAGGCGAAUUCAGAGGGUGAAGAGGCCCCAUUCCUAGUUCUCCUUCCUCAGGCUGUCUUUCCAGAUGGUCAUGCAAAGGUUAUUGAGCCACCGGGACUGCCACUCGCACGACGCCAAUACCUCUACAAGUCGAUUCGUCAAUUUGUAGAUGACCCUUACAAGGAUGUUGUGUGUCCAAGACCAGAAGCUCUGCCUGCUGAUGACUCGGACAAUGAACAGCAGGUUCCAAACGAAAUUCCAGUGGAAAAUGGACAUCUUGCUAGACAGGACAACACUAGAGGGAAAAGGGGACGCGGAGGUGGGCGUGGCGCAGGGCGUGGUCGUGGCCGUGGCAGGGGUGCAGUAGAUCGUAGCCGCAGCCCCCACUAACAUUCUAAACUCUAUUGCAAUGUACAGACUAUAAAAACAGUGAUAUUGUUUGAUUUCUGAUAAGUGAUAGGACAGUGGAUGAAGGGAACUGCUGCAGUGUAUCUGCCGGGUGAUCUGACAAAAAAAUGAAAUUUUGUAAAAAAAGAAACUGAUGUUUGAUAAUGUUCCUGAUGGAAUUUUCACUUGAAAUUUCAUGAAUAUAUUGGUCUAUCUAUGAGUAAUACAUGGUGUGAAUUUCAUUUCAUUCGCUCGAAAAUGGAUGUAUGUUGCUAAGGAGUUUAUAUUGAUCGUCUUUAAGACCAUUUUUGUCAAAAGUUGCAUUUCCCCGAAUUACUAAAAUUCAAAACUUAAAACUCCCAUAUCUCUGCCAAUUUUUGUCCGAUUCUUAGAAUUCAGGUACCAAUGAAAAGAGGUUUUUAUACUCUUUCAUUUGACACCAUUAUCUCCAUUUCUUUAAUUUGA